Cucurbitaria berberidis CBS 394.84 is the source of this 2004-nucleotide messenger RNA. RefSeq lists its product as uncharacterized. The record is from RefSeq and is a predicted model, not a curated record. Gene Ontology annotation, cellular component: chromosome. Bases 1 to 2004 code for a protein of 667 amino acids. Gene Ontology annotation, biological process: regulation of transcription by RNA polymerase II. The transcript is spliced from 3 exons. Gene Ontology annotation, molecular function: chromatin insulator sequence binding. Lineage: Eukaryota; Fungi; Ascomycota; Dothideomycetes; Pleosporales; Cucurbitariaceae.
AUGUCGUCUGCAGGCUCAACCCCGAGCAUCCGGGUAUAUGAGUCCCACCGCUACCCACUGCCACACCAUCGCCGACCCUCAAUUCCAACCUCUGCCGUAGCAAUGGCUAUUCCGAGAGCACGCGAAGAGGCCCCACCACCCUUGCCUCCUCCACGUCACAUCCACGACCUAAAGACUGGUCAAGACCGUGGCUGGCAAUGGGGUAACACAAACAGCCCACGGGACACUGGCUUUGACGGAAAUCGGCUCGCGACCGUCAGGACUGGCUCGACCUUGUAUGGUGCCUCUACCACCACCACCACCACCAGUCAGCCGCGUCCACGGGAUCCCUCGGCAGACUACAUGUUCAAUAAUGCCCGCGAGCCCUCCAUCUCGAGGUCCUUUGACGACUUGAGCUCGGAAAACAGUGACGACGACCGCAGCACCAAAGCCCGACCGUCGCUCGAGAACCAUAGUGAGCGACAACUUGGCCAAAAGGCGCUUCAGAGUUCAUCGCAUGCCUACGACAAGCAAUUGCUCUCCAAGAUUGGCGGCCCCAACACACCCACGAGGACCGCGGCACCACCCCUCUCCAGCAGCGCCCAGGAUUCCGCUGCGGACACUCACGCAUCGCUGCACAGCCUCAACGGGCAAUUGAAGCCACUGUCGGUACCUGAUAGACUGUAUCCCUCACUAGACUCCCCUGCACCAAAGUGGCCUCCCUCUGGCGCCAUUUCACCUGGCUACAACGGCUUUCGCAGUCCAAUCUUCGACUCGGGCUCGGUCGAGUCGCAUAGAGGCCGAUUUGGCAGCAUUUCGACACCAGGCCCUCUCGACGAGAUUUCAUCUCAACAUCGCGGUAGCUACGACCACAGUAUAUUUUCUGACCACGACUUUGGUAUGGAAGAGAAUGGUAUGCGCGAAUUGAACAUCAACGAUCGCAGCCCCGCCGAGUCAGAGGAUUAUCAGUUAGGGCUCAAGGGUGGCCUAAAACGGCGCGCCUCAUCACCCCCCUCGGAGGCUGCACGCGAGGACCGUCCCACAACUAGUGGUCACAACGAUUUGUAUCACCGCCGCUCGGCGCAGAUGCUUGUUAACCGCAAUUGUACUGCUUCACGCUUCCAGGGCAAUCCAGGAUCAUUAUCGUCCACUGGAUCGGCAGGACAGCGCACAGGCUCCAUUGGAUCCUCCUACGGAUUUUCUACAGCUGCAAGUAGCAUGACAAGUUACGGCGGAGAUCAGCGCCUGUCGCCCAAUGUAUUGUCGCCUUCGGGCGAAGCGGAUUUGGGCCCUGCCUCUCCCUAUGCAGCUAACAGGUCACUGGAUCCUAGUCCCCGCGGCUCAUUAUCACGACCACAGCAUCAACGAGGCUUCUCGGAGACCGAACACCCGCAAGUACGCAAAAUGUCUACAGAAAGCAUGUUUCAUUCACGACAGAAUUCCAUAGCAAGCCGCAUCCCAGGUGCUUACAUCUGUGAAUGUUGCCCGAAAAAGCCCAAGAAAUUUGAUAGCGAGGCGGAAUUGCGUCUACACGAGCUAGAGAAACAGUACAUCUGCCAAUAUUGUCCGAACCGUUUCAAAAACAAGAAUGAAGCAGAGCGUCAUCAAAAUUCUCUCCAUUUGCGCCGGCAUUCAUGGUCAUGCGCAUCACUUGCUGGCGUCCAUGCAGCCUUCCACCCUUCCCCCUCGCGUCCAGCAGCGGCGGAUGUGUGUGGCUAUUGUGGCGAGGAGUUCCCCAAUCCCGCAGAUUGGGAUGCGCGGUCAGAACAUCUAAACCAUGUGCACAAGUUCGGCGAAUGCAACCAGGCCAAGAAGUUCUUUCGUGCAGAUCACUUUCGACAACAUUUGAAGCACAGUCAUGCUGGUACGAGUGGCAAGUGGACAAACAUGCUAGAGAACGCCUGUAUGAGAGAUGAGCCCCCGCCACAAGAGCGUGUUGGCUCAAUAAGCUCCAUGUCCGGUCCUUCGAGUGGGCCUGUGGCAUUAAAACCCGGUGUCAUCAACGAAGCACAUGACGAAUCUUGA